Molecule: messenger RNA, 2169 nt
Organism: Spodoptera litura
Lineage: Eukaryota; Metazoa; Arthropoda; Insecta; Lepidoptera; Noctuidae
Source: RefSeq, a predicted model, not a curated record
GUUCGAAAAUUAAAAAUAAACACAACUGUCAAUCUCUUUGCGAUAUGUCGGGACUUUUUGCGACAUAUUUUCGAAAAUUUUCGGAAUUCCAAGCUAUUUAGAGUGAUAAUCGUGCUUAAAUAAAAUGUCUAUUUGCUUACGUACGAUUUCUCAAAGAAUAUUGCCUAUAAAUGGCAUCGUUUCCACCAAAAAUCACUCAAGCCGCUUGUCUAGAAAAAUCCCUCUGCGGACACAAUUUCUGGAAGAAUUCCUACAUCGUCGACGCAUAUCCAGUUGUCAACUCGCUCCAAAAUGUAGCACAGAUAGCAACAUCGACUAUGUCUAUGGUCACGAUGAGGCUGUAAUCAGCAGGCUCACGCACCAGGAAUCCACAUCUAUCUAUGAUAAUACAAAGCCUUCGGAUGGAAGCAACUAUUAUGGGGACGAUGUGGAGGUGAAGACCCUGGGACUGACAUCGGAUGAUUACAUAGAGAGGCGAAUGCCUCCAUACACAUUCGAUGUUCCAUAUACCAAUAUUAGUGAUAUUGACUUAACUAAAUAUAGUAAUGAUAUAGAACCGACCUGCCUCUCGGAUUUUGAACGUGACGCGAUCGCAUACUGCCGCGGUACCGUAUUGUCCAGUCCUAUAAGCGCACCCGUCGUGGCGCCCAGCCGUGAUGGCAAGCCCAAUGAAGAACAACUCAUGAAAGUGUACUACACACUCUCAGACACGAUGCCAAAUUUGUUUGUGAAGCCCCUGGACUACUCCAUCUACCAUCCUAACAUGGUUUUUGUGAACAACAUUAGGGGCACCACAUCUGUAGGUCUAUUCCACUACGUGAAGCAGGUGGCGCUGCUGCGUACAGUGGGCCACUUGAAGUUUGCCUACGUCAAGCUGGAAGUCAUGAAGAUCACGGCACAUCCUGAGGACUCUUCUGUCAAGAUGAGAUGGCGCAUCAAGGGCAUUUCCGGACUGAAAGUAUUCUUUAUGUUCUGGAAGUACAAGCUGUGGAACAUGAAGGAGGUGUUCCGAGACCAGGAACUUUGGUAUGACGGAUUCUCCACAUUCUAUGUGGGUGCAGAUGGACUGGUACAGAAACAUGUUGUGGAUAAGGUAAUGCCAGACCAGGACACAAUAAUAGAUGACGAAGAGAAGGCUCCAAUAGCCGCCAAAAUAGCGCUUCUCAUUGGCUUGCUGCCCCGAAACUACCUGUCCGACGUGUCACCCUACUUUAGCGCGUCACCAGGCACCGCCGAUACUACGCCACUACCCUUCAAAGUACUAGAGUAAAGUGUUAUAUCUUAUCAUCGGGAAAACAUACUUAGAGACAGGGCUCCUUCAUCAAUGAAUGAAAGUAAUUUAAUUAGAGUUGUGGUUAAUACCUCCAAAAAAUGAACAUUUCUAAGCAAUGUACUGAAUUUUGAUACACAUUCGAUUACUGAAAGUGUAAUUUGAAAAGUCAAGCAAUUUUAAUAUAACUAGUAACAUCUUUCUUGCUGAAGAAUAAAUUGUCUAUAUGAAGCGUCAGUGAUGCACUUUAUAUAAACAACACUAUUAUUAACAACUUCCAGAAAGUUUAAGUUCAACUUCAAUGGUUCAUUAAUCUGCCGUCACCACUAUAGUCGGAAACGUACAGUAUAGUCGACAACACUGUAUUGGAGACUCGGUUGCUAUUCUAGAAAGAAAGAAAACACACCUUAGUUAGGUCUCCAUAGUUAAUUACAUCUUUAGAACUAAUUCACAAAGCAAGUCGUUUAUUUUUGUACAUAAAAAAAAAACAAUCUGUUAAAUUAUUGCUUUUGUGUGUCCGCUUCCAUUUUCGAAUGUUUGAUCAAUAUUUGCAUGUUCAUACAUUUUCAUUAAUUUAUUGAUAUCAGAUGCAAAACUUUUGCAUCAUUUUACUAGAACAUUUUUUUCUAUAAAAUAAUUAGACUAAAAUAACGAAAUUAUUAUGAAUGUACUUCAGAUUUUGAUAGGUUCUUAUUUAUUUAUUACGGAUAUUUUUGUUGACAAAUGAGUUUUGUUCUCCACACUGCACUAGUUCGCAGUAACAUUAGUUCGGCGUACACGUUUCAACUUCGGCAACGUGCAGUAACACAUUAGUGAUAUUUUGAUAACUGUGAAUGCCUUGUAUUAGUCUGUAUAGAUAAUGUUAUGUAUUGCUAUAAUACAAUAAAAUGUGUCCAUUA